AUGCGAGUCGCAGGAUUGUCUGCUUUCGUAUCCGCAGUACAAGCGCAAUAUACUUUAGACAAUCUAAGCUUUGGACACAAAGAUGGCAGAAUUUCUACGAAUGACGAGAGCGUUGAUGGAUGGCAACUACUCGGCGAACAGUAUACUCCAUACCUGUUGUCAGAUCGUGUGAUUUUGACGCCACCUUAUCCUGGAAACAAAAGAGGUGCGAUUUGGUCUAUCAAUACGAUGCCCAAUACUGAAUGGGUGGGAGAGCUCAAUUUCCGGGCGUCAGGGGAUGACAGGGCUGGAGGUAACAUGCAAUUAUGGUACGUUAAGGAUGGGAAGAGCUCGGUGGGCACAAACAGCCUAUAUACGGUUGACAAGUUUGACGGGCUUAUGCUUGAGAUCGACACGUAUGGCGGCCGAGGCGGAGUGAUACGUGGGUUCUUGAAUGAUGGUACAAAGUCUUUCAGAGGGCACCAUAGCGUGGACGCUUUAUCAUUUGGCCAAUGCGACUACCCGUAUCGCAACACCGGGAAGUUUUUACCUUUGACCGUAAAGCAAACGGCCAACGGCUUAGAAGUAAUGGUAGACGGAAUCCCGUGUUUUCGAAGCGAGCAGGUGAUCCUGCCCACGGGCUAUCAAUUCGGAGUCACAGCUGCAUCUGCGGAGAAUCCUGAUUCAUUCGAAGUAGCGAGCUUCAGGGUCUCUACGACUGGAUCUACUACUCGUGAAGAACCACGACGAGAUCAACAACAAAACCAACAAGCAUUUAAGCAGCCUCCAUCUUCACGAGGCAACAACAUUAUCCCGGACUCUCUGGCAGAAGACAUCAAAACUCAAGAAGCCCAGUUCAAAGACUUGCACGACAGGCUACAAGCCAUGACCUACCAAAUCGGCAUUCUCCAUGACCAAAUCACCAAGCUACAUGAACAGCAAGCAGCAAUCCAGGUCGAGACCAAUAAUCAACUUCGCCCCAUAAAUGAACGUGUGAACGAAGCCAAACAAGUGCAAAGUCGCAUUGAGGACAGAGUGAAUGAGAUCAAAAAGGACAUCGAAAGCAAAGACUACAAAGACAUGAUCAACGCGUUACAGCAAGCGGUCACUGCCGGGCAUAGCAACAUGAUGCAGAACCUCCCCCUGCAAAUGGACCAACUCAUGAGCAAAAAUGGUCCUAAGCUAAGCACUUUUGUCUUAAUCAUCAUUGCCGUCCAGAUAAUCCUUAUUGGUGGUUAUAUAUUGUACAAGCGAAGGCUGAAGAGCAUGCCUAAAAAAUAUUUGUAG
Messenger RNA from Pseudovirgaria hyperparasitica, 1266 nucleotides. RefSeq names its product lectin family integral membrane protein. Gene Ontology annotation, cellular component: COPII-coated ER to Golgi transport vesicle; endoplasmic reticulum membrane; Golgi membrane. The record is from RefSeq and is a predicted model, not a curated record. Bases 1 to 1266 code for a protein of 421 amino acids. NCBI's taxonomy places the organism in Eukaryota, Fungi, Ascomycota, Dothideomycetes, Acrospermales, Acrospermaceae. Gene Ontology annotation, molecular function: D-mannose binding. The transcript is spliced from 2 exons. Gene Ontology annotation, biological process: endoplasmic reticulum organization; endoplasmic reticulum to Golgi vesicle-mediated transport; Golgi organization.